GCAGCGGCGUCGGUGGCGGUGGCGUCGGGAGCGAGCGGGCCCGGGAGCGGCGCGGGUAGAGGAGGAGGAUCCCGGGGCUCGAUUCUGUAACCAUGGCACAGGUGGAGAAACGGGGAGGUUUGCUCCGGAAGUCUUUGGCCUCAAAAAAACCACUGAAGGAAAAAGUGGUGCUGAUGUAUGAUGAGAUCUUCAUGACAGAGGAUCCCAGUAAAUGCAGUCCUCGGUUUUGGGAGGAACUCUUUCUCAUGAAGGUUAACUUAGAGUACUUAGAAGGCAAGUUGGAAUCUCUCGAUGGUGAGGAGUUAAUGAAGAUCAAGGACAAUAUAAAUUCUUUAUUUCAACAUUGCAUCCAGGCUCUGGGAGAGGAGCAUCCAAUUCGAGUUGUCAAUGCAUUGCAGACUUUGUGUGCCCUCAUUCGAGGAGUCCAUCAGAAGAAUAAGUCGACUUCUGGGUUUGACAUCAUCAACAUGCUGAUGGGCUUUGAUAAGGCGGAGCUGUGCAUGAAGAACUUGAUGGAGAGUUUGGAUUCAUUGCUCUGUGCAGAAGGUUCUGAAAGUCUGAAGAGUUUAUGUCUGAAACUUCUCCUUUGCUUGGUGACCGUGACAGAUAACAUCAGUCAGAACACGAUCCUGGAGUAUGUAAUGAUCAACAGCAUAUUUGAAGCAAUUUUACAAAUCCUCUCCCACCCCCCAAGUCGGAGGGAGCACGGGUAUGAUGCUGUUGUCCUCUUGGCUUUGCUGGUGAACUACAGAAAAUAUGAGUCUGUGAACCCCUACAUUGUGAAGCUGUCGAUUGUGGAUGAUGAGGCCACGCUCAAUGGAAUGGGACUUGUGAUUGCUCAGGCUUUAUCUGAAUACAACAGGCAAUAUAAAGACAAGGAAGAAGAACACCAGAGUGGCUUUUUCUCUGCUUUAACAAACAUGGUGGGCAGCAUGUUCAUAGCAGAUGCCCACGAGAAAAUCUCUGUACAAACCAAUGAGGCCAUUCUUCUGGCACUUUAUGAAGCCGUUCAUUUAAAUCGCAACUUCAUCACAGUGUUAGCCCAGAGUCACCCAGAAAUAGGCUUGGUGACGACCCCUGUGAGUCCCACUCCAACAACCCCAGUCACACCGCUUGGGACCACACCACCCUCCUCUGACGUUAUAAGUUCUGUGGAACUCCCACUGGAUGCAGAUGUACAGACCAGUAAUCUACUGAUAACCUUCUUAAAGUACAGCUCAAUUGUCAUGCAGGACACCAAAGAUGAGCACCGGCUUCACAGCGGCAAACUCUGUCUGAUUAUCCUCACAUGUAUUGCUGAGGAUCAGUAUGCCAAUGCAUUUUUACAUGAUGACAACAUGAAUUUUCGAGUAAACUUACAUAGAAUGCCGAUGAGACACAGGAAGAAGGCAGCAGACAAGAAUCUUCCCUGCCGACCUUUAGUGUGUGCAGUACUGGACUUGAUGGUAGAGUUUAUUGUAACACACAUGAUGAAGGAGUUUCCUAUGGAUCUCUAUGUACGCUGCAUUCAGGUGGUACAGAAACUGCUUUGCUACCAGAAGAAGUGUAGAGUGCGCCUGCAUUACACCUGGCGGGAACUCUGGUCAGCUUUGAUCAAUUUACUGAAGUUCCUUAUGUCAAACGAGACCGUACUUUUGGCCAAACACAACAUUUUUACAUUAGCCCUUAUGAUUGUGAACCUAUUUAAUAUGUUUAUCACCUACGGCGACACAUUCUUACCUACCCCCAGCAGCUAUGAUGAACUCUACUAUGAGAUUAUCCGAAUGCACCAGAGCUUUGACAACCUUUACUCCAUGGUCCUGAGGCUUUCCACCAACGCAGGCCAAUGGAAAGAAGCAGCUAGCAAAGUGACCCACGCACUGGUUAACAUCAGAGCCAUCAUCAACCACUUUAACCCCAAAAUUGAGUCCUACGCCGCUGUGAAUCAUAUAUCCCAACUCUCAGAAGAACAGGUGUUAGAGGUGGUACGAGCCAACUACGACACACUCACACUGAAGCUGCAAGAUGGCCUGGACCAGUAUGAGCGUUACUCAGAGCAGCACAAGGAGGCCGCCUUCUUCAAGGAGCUGGUUCGAUCCAUCAGCACCAACGUGCGGAGAAACCUGGCCUUCCACACGCUCAGCCAGGAGGCCCUGCUCAAGGAGUUCUCCACCAUUUCCUGAGGCUACGCCCACCUGAGCAGCCACUGACUGCCCUUACCCACUAGGCUCCUGGGAUGGAGGGGGGGAAGUGAGGGGAGAGAAGGCUCCCCUCAAGAUUGGAGCAAAGCACAGACCUUGAGUUCUCUCUGGGAAGGCCACACAUACAGUAGAGCUCGGACAGCGGGGCAGGUGGGGCAAGCCAGGGACCAUCAGAUGGGGGAGGGUGGGUGGGCGCAGAGAGGCCUCCAAGAAUGUGGGCACACCAGGGUGUGUACCUGGACACAGGCUCACUGCUCCGAUUGCCAUGACAACGUCUGGCCACUCAUGCCUUUUCAGGAGCUGGUGGGGCAACCCCAGUGCCCCCAGCCCCAUCAAAGGCAGUGGCUUCCCUACUUUGGAAACCAGAUCAUCUCCCAGAGGAAAGGGGAGCCACGUCCAUCCAGCUUCCUUGGAGCCUGAUGAGCUGGGUUUGAAAUCGGUGUCCCCUGUCCCGGCUAGCCCUCUGGCCAGCUCUGGCUCAGGAUCAGUAGGAAGGGGCCCCUUUUUUGUGUUUCUAAAUCCAGAGCUGAUUUCUCUGGGAUACUGGAGUGUCUGGCCACCAGGUUCCCCAUGUGCAGGCCCCCUCUUCAUAUUGGGGUUACAACCUGAGCUCUCACUUGUCAUCUGUUUUAAACCGGAUGGGGAGUCUGAAUAAACACGGACAGGUUUUCUGGACCACUCA
Echinops telfairi (small Madagascar hedgehog) is the source of this 2862-nucleotide messenger RNA. RefSeq names its product armadillo like helical domain containing 3 (gene ARMH3). The record is from RefSeq and is a predicted model, not a curated record. Lineage: Eukaryota; Metazoa; Chordata; Mammalia; Afrosoricida; Tenrecidae. Bases 93 to 2162 code for a protein of 689 amino acids. The transcript has 26 exons. Gene Ontology annotation, biological process: regulation of Golgi organization. Gene Ontology annotation, cellular component: cytosol.